AUGAAUGAAUUGGUCGGCUAUAAGGACACGGACUGGGCGCGCGACGUUGACACUCGACGCUCCGUCUCGGCAUACGUUUUCCAGCUCGGCAACUCAUCAAUAGCCUGGAGCAGCAAACGCCAGAUGACCAUUGCCUCAUUAUCAACUGAGAGCGAAUAUAUGGCCUUGUCUUAUGGCGCGAAACAGGCACUGUGGUACCGGCGUUUCCUCACGGAAAUUGGACUCACUCUCGGAGGAACCCCUACCGCACUCCUAACAGACAAUAUGGCUGCCAAGGACAUUGCGAAGGAUACCCAUCACCAUGGACGUACCAAACACAUCGAUGUACAGCACCACUUCAUCUGCGAGCGCAUACAAGACGGAAACUUCAAUGUCGUUCACUGUCCCACUGCAGCAAACAUUGCAGAUGGACUCACCAAGCCCCUGGACAAGGAGCCAUUUUCCAAAAUGGUUUCUGAUUUAGGACUCUCACUCCAUUGA
Molecule: messenger RNA, 480 nt
Organism: Sparassis crispa
Lineage: Eukaryota; Fungi; Basidiomycota; Agaricomycetes; Polyporales; Sparassidaceae
Exons: 1
Coding region: 1-480 (159 amino acids)
Source: RefSeq, a predicted model, not a curated record